Molecule: messenger RNA, 2298 nt
Organism: Cucumis sativus (cucumber)
Lineage: Eukaryota; Viridiplantae; Streptophyta; Magnoliopsida; Cucurbitales; Cucurbitaceae
Product: pentatricopeptide repeat-containing protein At5g16420, mitochondrial
Exons: 1
Coding region: 305-1912 (535 amino acids)
Molecular function (GO): protein binding
Source: RefSeq, a predicted model, not a curated record
AUAAAUUAUUGGGAUACCAACCGUAUUUUGAUUAUUUGAUAAAUUUCUUUAUUUUUAAUUCUUUUACACACAAUCUUAAUGUCGAACUCGAUCGAGAGUAACCGAGAAAUUUUGUUGAAAUAGUUUUUUUAAAAAAAAUUUACAAUGGAUGUGAGUGUUGAACUCGGUCGAGAUUUACCAAAAAAAAAUAAAACUGCGGUUUUCUAAAACAAAAGCGUGCGUUCAUCGUCGUCUUCCUUUCAUCCUCUACUUCCACUCGCCAUUGAGACCGCACCAGAACUCAGUGUCAAGUAUCAACUCAACCAUGCGGUGCUACUUCCGCUCCAACAGAUUCAAAAACAUUUCACUCCAUACCCCAAUUUCCAUUGUCCCUCUUCGUUUCAUCUUCGCCGUCGAAACUCCUCUUCAGUCCUACACCGUCACGCCGCCCAUUAAACCAUGGCCGCAGCGUCUGUUUCCCAACCGCCUCGUCGCUAUGAUUCGUCGCCAACAGAAUCUCGACCUCGCCCUUCAAAUCUUCCACUACGCCGGCAAAUAUCACCCCGCUUUUACCCACAACUACGAUACCUAUCAUGCCAUCAUUUAUCGUCUCUCUCGCGCUCGAGCUUUUGAACCUGUCGAGUCUUUGCUCUUGGAAUUGCAGGAUUCUGGUAUCAAUUGCAGUGAGGACUUGUUCAUUACUGUGAUUAGAAGCUAUGGGCUUGCUAGUCGGCCCAAAAUGGCUCUGAAAACGUUUCUACGUAUUCAAACCUUCGGUGUUCGACGCUCGGUGAGGUCGUUGAACACGUUGCUCAACGCUUUGGUGCAGAACAAUCGGUUUUCUUCGGUUCAUUUGUUGUUUAAGUAUUCCAAGUCCAAAUUUGGGGUUGUGCCUAAUGUGUUUACUUGUAACAUUUUGAUUAAAGCGCUUUGCAAAAAGAAUGAUGUUGAGGGUGCACGAAAGGUGUUUGACGAAAUGCCUUCCAUGGGUAUUGUUCCAAAUGUGGUUACUUAUACUACAAUCUUAGGCGGUUAUGUUUCAAGAGGUGAUAUGAUUGGUGCCAAGAGAGUUUUUGGUGAACUUUUUGAUCAUGGGUGGCUUCCUGAUGCGACUACUUACACAAUUUUAAUGGAUGGGUACGUUAAGCAAGGUAGGUUUACUGAUGCUGUCAAGGUGAUGGAUGAAAUGGAGGAAAAUGGGGUCGAGCCAAACGAUAUUACUUAUGGAGUCAUUAUUUUAGGUUAUUGUAAGGAGAGAAAGUCUGGUGAAGCACUUAACCUGCUUAAUGAUAUGCUUGAAAAGAAGUAUAUUCCAAAUUCUGCACUUUGCUGUAAGGUGAUUGAUGUUUUGUGCGGUGAGGGUAGGGUGAAGGAAGCUUGUAAGAUGUGGGAGAAGCUUUUGAAGAAAAACUGUACUCCAGAUAAUGCUAUUACAAGUACUCUUAUUCAUUGGCUUUGUAAGGAGGGGAAUAUAUGGGAAGCAAGAAAAUUAUUUAAUGAGUUUGAAAGAGGCACAAUUUCAAGUUUAUUGACGUAUAACACGCUCAUUGCAGGAAUGUGUGAGAUGGGGGAGUUGUGUGAAGCCGCUAGGUUGUGGGAUGACAUGUUGGAAAAGGGUUGUGUGCCUAAUGAAUUUACUUAUAACAUGCUGAUAAAAGGAUUCCUUAAAGUUGGUAAAGCUAAGGAGGUGAUUAAAGUAGUGGAGGAGAUGUUGGAUAAGGGAUGCUUGCUGAACGAAUCUACUUACUUAAUAUUGGUUGAAGGGCUCCUCAAAUUGGGAAAAAGAGAAGAACUUCUUAAUAUUCUUUCAAUGAUUAUCUCAAGUGGAGCUGUUGACUUUAAAGCGUGGAAUUUAUUUGUACCACAUUUUGUUUCUAAUGUGAAUGAACAGGCAAACAUUCUCGAAAAAAUAUUGAUCGAAACUUUUAGGUAGAAAUUCUUUACACGCACAGAUCUACCCAUUGUGUUGCCCUGAAGGUUUAGCAUUUCAUGUAGAGAAUGUUCUGUACGUUGAAAUAUUAAUCCGUUCUCUCUUCUGGCCCUCAAGGUUAAGUGAAAGAAACUACUAAAACCAGUUGUUUGUUUGCUCCAGAUAUUGAUUGGUACACCAUCUCGGAUGAAUAGGGUGUGGGCCGUGUUAUUGAGAUAUCCUUUUGAACAUAGUUGACAAAUGUAAAGCACAAUUGGGUAUUUAUUUUUUUCGAACGGAGGUUUUUCAGAUGUGUGAUGUGCCCAUUGGGGUGUACAAAUUUUCUCAUCAAGGUACAUCCAAAGGAAUACAAGUUGUGCUAGUAUUUUUAUAACAUACAUUGUGGCUUA